AUGUGGUACAUUUUUCUGAUUAACACACUGACCAUGGGCAGGAGAAAACCUACCCUCCCAAUUCCUGGCAGAUUUGAUCGGCGAGUAUCAGUCUGUGCUGAGACCUAUAACCCUGAUGAGGAAGAGGAAGAUACUGAUCCAAGGGUGAUUCAUCCUAAAACUGAUCAACAGAGAUGCAGACUUCAGGAAGCUUGCAAAGAUAUUCUCCUUUUCAAAAAUCUUGAUCAGGAACAACUUUCUCAAGUCCUUGAUGCCAUGUUUGAAAGGACAGUCAAAGUUGAUGAGCAUGUCAUUGACCAAGGAGAUGAUGGAGACAACUUUUAUGUCAUAGAACGGGGAACCUAUGAUAUUUUAGUAACAAAAGAUAAUCAAACUCGCUCAGUUGGUCAGUAUGACAACCGUGGCAGUUUUGGAGAACUUGCUCUGAUGUACAACACCCCGAGAGCUGCUACCAUCGUUGCCACUUCAGAAGGCUCCCUUUGGGGACUGGACCGUGUGACUUUUAGAAGAAUCAUAGUGAAAAACAAUGCAAAAAAGAGAAGGAUGUUUGAAUCAUUUAUUGAAUCUGUGCCCCUCCUUAAAUCACUAGAGGUGUCAGAACGAAUGAAAAUUGUGGAUGUAAUAGGAGAGAAGGUCUAUAAGGACGGAGAGCGCAUAAUCACACAGGGUGAAAAGGCUGAUAGCUUCUAUAUUAUAGAGUCCGGCGAGGUGAGCAUCCUGAUCAGAAGCAAGACUAAAGCAAACAAGGAUGGUGGGAACCAGGAGGUCGAGAUUGCCCGUUGCCAUAAGGGGCAGUACUUUGGAGAGCUUGCACUGGUCACCAACAAACCCAGAGCUGCUUCAGCUUAUGCAGUGGGAGACGUCAAAUGCUUAGUUAUGGACGUGCAAGCAUUUGAGAGGCUUCUGGGGCCGUGUAUGGACAUCAUGAAGAGAAACAUCUCACACUACGAGGAACAACUGGUGAAGAUGUUUGGCUCCAGCAUGGAUUUGAUCGAUCCCGGGCAGUAG
Molecule: messenger RNA, 1008 nt
Organism: Puma concolor (puma)
Lineage: Eukaryota; Metazoa; Chordata; Mammalia; Carnivora; Felidae
Source: RefSeq, a predicted model, not a curated record